Molecule: messenger RNA, 448 nt
Organism: Trematomus bernacchii (emerald rockcod)
Lineage: Eukaryota; Metazoa; Chordata; Actinopteri; Perciformes; Nototheniidae
Product: PR domain zinc finger protein 5-like
Biological process (GO): negative regulation of DNA-templated transcription
Cellular component (GO): nucleus
Molecular function (GO): protein binding; DNA-binding transcription factor activity; RNA polymerase II transcription regulatory region sequence-specific DNA binding
Source: RefSeq, a predicted model, not a curated record
CAGGACCCGGAUCUGAGGAGGACCGAAUCUGCGCUAUUAACCCGGAACAUGGUGCUCUGAACCCGGUCCUGUGAGCCCGGUUCCGUCCCGGAUCAGACCCGCGGACCCGGUCCUCUGAACCCGGUCCUGUGACCCCCGGACCGGCACCAUGCUGGGCAUGUACGUCCCGGACCGGUUCUCCCUGAAAGCGUCUCGAGUCCAGGACGGGGUCGGGCUGUUCACCGCGAGGAGGGUCAGAAAGGGAGAGAAGUUCGGUCCGUUUGCCGGAGAGAAGAAGCUUCCUGGGGAGCUGGACGAGAGUCUGGACACCCGGCUGAUGUGGGAGGUGCGUAGCAGUAAAGGAGACGUGCUGUACAUCCUGGAUGCUAGCAACCCGCGCUACGCUAACUGGCUGCGCUUCGUGCACCAGGCGCCGUCUCAGGAGCAGAAGAACCUGGCCGCCAUCCAG